GUGUAAAACGGACACAGUACCAAACGUUUCGACAAAAAUUGAUUUCUCUAAUUAAUUUUUGUUUAAAUCGAAUUAUCGUGAAUAAAAUGCACGUGUACCAUCUUUUGAUGAUUUAGCUACAAAGUAGCAGAAAACCAGCACGACUCAGCCGAAAGUCCAACUACGCCGAAGAUUUUUCACUGUUUUUUAAUAAAAAAGAGUGAUUUAUUCAAGGAUUUCACUUAUAUAUAAUCGAUGGAUAAAACUUUUAUCCCAUUAGAUCUAACGUCAUUAUAACAAUCAAUUUUUUUUAAAGUGACACAAUAUGAAAUAAUUUAAUUAAUUAGACAUUUAUUCUAUUAAGUUAUUUCAUUUACUUUUAUUCUAACGACCAUUAAUCUUACAAACAGUACGUGUGUUUUUCGUUGACAAUGACAAUUAAAAAAGUGACGAUAAAUGUGCUAAUGUUCUUUAUCCUCGCAAAUCACAUUUUACGCAUUUUCGGAAAAGUAACAUUAUUGCGCGCAUCCCCAUUUUCUAGCAAACCUGACAAUGUAAAAUUGAUAUGUCUUUCGGAAGAUGAUGGCGGCGCCCUUGUGUGGAACAACAAUUUAAUCUGGUCCUGGAAAGAGUAUUCUCCUAAAGAAAACAAUUUGCAGUUUCACAAUUUAAAUAAAUUAAAAAAUAAUAAAAUUAAUUGUGAAAUGAACGCAAAUGAAGGCUGCUUGGAGUCAUGGAAUAAACAGAACUGGACUUUUACAAAUUCUUUAAAAACACCUAUGGGUCCGGUAUUUGGUCAGCGAUGGGAAAAAUUUAAACAAUAUGAUCAUCUUCAAUAUACUUAUGAUUAUGUACAUUUUAAUCUUAGUACCGAAGUAAAGCUACCCUUUUCGGUUCGUGUUUCCCAUGACGCACAAAUAUUAAUUUGCAACAGUAAGAAUUUUGCCAGAGAUUCUUGCUAUUGGAUUAUAAUAGGAGGUUGGAACAAUACAAAGUCCGUCAUACAAAAGUGCGCGACGGGAGUACCUGUACUCGGGAAACGGCGCGUAAAAAAUUGCAAGACAUCGCUAACUUCUUUCAAUCACACACCAUUAUCUAAAAAUGAAUGGCGAUCAUUUGUAAUUACGUGGAACCCUACGACGCGCAGAAUAAUUGUUUAUGAUACUGAUAAGCUGAUUAUGGAAUAUACAGACGAGGAAAGGCAUUUACGUUCAAGCAAUGAUUAUUAUAUGUUCAUUAGAACAUAUAAUACAGCGAUGUUGUUUCGAUUUCAUAUAUACGACUUUCUGCAUACGACUGUCGAGAAUGCAGUUUUAACAAGUCCCAUCUUCCAAUUUAAUAAUAAAAUGAUGUGCGUACAAUUGUUCGUUGGCCUCUGCACCGAAUGUGAUGCACGUAUAGUGUUGCGUGAUUACAUAAAUGAUGAAGAGUUGGUAAUGGUAACAGUAGAAGGCUCAUCGAAAAUUACAGCCCAUGGCUUACCUAUGUGGCAGUCUGUCAAAAUUAAUCGAAAUUCUACAGUGACCAAUUAUAAUACUAAUAAUAAGGUGAUAAUCCAAUUGAUUCCUAAACUAAAUAAAUAUAGCUCGAAUCCGUUGUGGGCGAUAGCGAACGUUCGUCAAUGUCCCCAAAAUGGAGCUCUGAGGAAGGGCGUUAUGAUUACUAAUCAAGAUUGGGACAGUCAUUACUUUUGGCCGAUUGAGACAUGUCAAAAAUUAUUUUACGAUGAACAUGUCGUCGUGAAUCAUUUAUCGCGCAUGAAAUCAGAUAUAAACUUGGAUGACGCAAACUGCUUUCAAGGUAAAAUUGGGUCACAAUGCUUAUUUUCCUGCGAAUCUGAUUUGAAUAGUGACUCUAACUGUACAGGAGCCAAAAUUUGUUACGAAAAUGGUUGCACGUGUGCUCCGGGCGUUUUAGGAGACAAUUGUCUUAAAACUUGUGAUACAUACACAUAUAGUUAUGGUUGCAAAAAAACAUGCGGCGCAUGCUUCUAUAACAAACAGUGUAAUAUAGUGACUGGUGUAUGUGAUAAAGGUUGCGACAAUACUGACAAUGAGAUUAUUUACAUACCACCUUUAUGUCAAACAAGUGUAGAUAGGCCCAACAUACCUACUAUUUCAUUGAACGAGACGACUAUUUGUGCCACUGUUCUUAUGACAUGGAAGAACGAAUACGAAAAAAUACCGAUUUAUUAUUCUCUUUUCAUUCAAGGACAAAUUAAAUAUCAAUGGAACAAGUUACUUCGAAAUAUGACACAAUUGACAGAAUAUUUUGUGAAUCUAGAACCUGGUUUUAUGUAUUAUGUCGGUUUCAGCUUAGAUAUCAAUGCGGCUGACAGUUUCGAUCUAACACCUGAAGAAAACGGAAUGAUAAUUGAUUGGCGAAUCAAUCCAAAUCAAUUAUAUUUGUGUCCGGCAAGGUGGUAUUAUGUGGUAGUUCGCAAUAUAUAUACAAAUAAUAUAGUUUUUUCUACAUUAUCUAUAACACAUUUUCCAUAUAAAUUGCAAUUCUUGCCGUCAUACACUUCUUUUGAAGUGACCAUAUUUUAUAAAGAUGAUAAAUUAUUUUCCCAGGAAAUUCGUACGCUUGAAGGCGUUCCAUCUAGAGUGUCAGAGCUACAAAAAAUGUUCUCGUCUAAUACACAACUCACCCUGAUUUGGAAACCUCCACAUAAACCGAAUGGAAAAAUAGUGCGAUAUGAAGUAAUCUUAAAAGUAAUGCAGUUAUAA
This is a messenger RNA of Wasmannia auropunctata (little fire ant), 2708 nucleotides long. RefSeq lists its product as uncharacterized. Gene Ontology annotation, molecular function: protein binding. The record is from RefSeq and is a predicted model, not a curated record. The coding region runs from base 411 to 2708 and encodes 765 amino acids. NCBI's taxonomy places the organism in Eukaryota, Metazoa, Arthropoda, Insecta, Hymenoptera, Formicidae. The transcript has 14 exons.